This is a messenger RNA of Oncorhynchus gorbuscha (pink salmon), 771 nucleotides long. Its product is annotated as homeobox protein Hox-A4-like. The coding region runs from base 1 to 771 and encodes 256 amino acids. NCBI's taxonomy places the organism in Eukaryota, Metazoa, Chordata, Actinopteri, Salmoniformes, Salmonidae. The record is from RefSeq and is a predicted model, not a curated record. The transcript is spliced from 3 exons.
AUGCCGUACUGGACAGAGGACCACCCAGAGACCCCUAACAGACCACUGCACCACCAAGGAGCCCCAGGCCCCUUCAACGCCCCACCAGACCCAGCGCACCCCACAGGCCCCACCCACCACCAGAGCAUCACCACCUCCAUCAGCGCAGCCAGACUGGGCACCGCCUACUACCCCACACCAGACCACCACCCCUACCAGACCAGAGAGGAAGCCCCCCGGCUCAGACCUGGCCCCCCUCCACUCCACAGGGCCCAACAGCAGGACCAGCGCAGCUACGCAGAGGUUAUCAGAGGACAGCAGAACCCUACCACGGGUCCUGCCAUGGAGCCGGGUAGAACGGCGUGCCCUGACUGGGCAUUGGCGCAGAGGGCACCCAGCCAUGGAGCUGGGUUGGACGCCGCACCCGGCGUGGGCACCGGCACCGAGGAAGGCUCCGGCCAUGGAUCGGGACUGGCCCCCUUGCCUGGGCAUUGGCGCAGAGGAAGGCUCCGGCCUUGGAGCGGGACUGGACGCUGUGUCUGGAUGCCGUGCCUGGACUGGGCACCGACACAGAGGAAGCCUCCUGCCAUGGAGCAGGACUGGACACCGAGGUUCCAGAUCGUGGACCGUCACAGGAGGUUCCAGAUCGUGGACCGUCGCAGGAGGUUCCGGAUCGUGGACCAUCGCAGGAGGUUCCAGACCGGGAACCGUCGCUGGAAGCUCCUGACCAAGGACCGUCGACGGCAGCUCCGGCCCGGGAAUGGUCCGGCACAGGUGGCACCGGACUGGUGA